Cebus imitator (Panamanian white-faced capuchin) is the source of this 3507-nucleotide messenger RNA. It is a transcript of the gene MAP4K2, whose product is annotated as mitogen-activated protein kinase kinase kinase kinase 2. The coding region runs from base 104 to 2635 and encodes 843 amino acids. Gene Ontology annotation, biological process: protein phosphorylation. The record is from RefSeq and is a predicted model, not a curated record. The transcript is spliced from 31 exons. NCBI's taxonomy places the organism in Eukaryota, Metazoa, Chordata, Mammalia, Primates, Cebidae. Gene Ontology annotation, molecular function: ATP binding; MAP kinase kinase kinase kinase activity.
GCGGCCUCAGAGCCACGGGCGCCCGCCCCGCCCCGCCCCGCGCCGCCCGCGCCGGCUCCGCAGCUCGCGCCUGCCCGCCUGCCGGCCCGCCCGGCGCCGGGCCAUGGCGCUGCUGCGGGAUGUGUCCCUGCAGGACCCGCGGGACCGCUUCGAGCUGCUGCAGCGUGUGGGGGCCGGGACCUAUGGCGACGUCUACAAGGCCCGCGACACGGUUACGUCCGAACUGGCCGCCGUGAAGAUAGUCAAGCUAGACCCAGGAGACGACAUCAGCUCCCUCCAGCAGGAAAUCACCAUUCUGCGUGAGUGCCGCCACCCCAAUGUGGUGGCCUACAUUGGCAGCUACCUCAGGAAUGAUCGCUUGUGGAUCUGCAUGGAGUUCUGUGGAGGGGGCUCCCUGCAGGAGAUUUACCAUGCCACUGGGCCCCUGGAGGAGCGGCAGAUUGCCUACGUCUGCCGAGAGGCACUGAAGGGGCUCCACCACCUGCAUUCUCAGGGGAAGAUCCACAGAGACAUCAAGGGAGCCAACCUUCUCCUCACUCUCCAGGGAGAUGUCAAGCUGGCUGACUUUGGGGUGUCAGGCGAGCUGACAGCGUCUGUGGCCAAGAGGAGGUCUUUCAUUGGGACUCCCUACUGGAUGGCUCCGGAGGUGGCUGCCGUGGAGCGCAAAGGUGGCUACAACGAGCUGUGUGAUGUCUGGGCCCUGGGCAUCACCGCCAUUGAGCUGGGCGAGCUGCAGCCCCCUCUGUUCCACCUGCACCCCAUGAGGGCCCUGAUGCUCAUGUCGAAGAGCAGCUUCCAGCCGCCCAAACUGAGAGAUAAGGCUCGCUGGACCCAGAAUUUCCACCACUUCCUCAAGCUGGCCCUGACCAAAAAUCCCAAGAAGAGGCCUACAGCAGAGAAGCUCCUGCAGCACCCAUUCACCACCCAGCAGCUCCCUCGGGCCCUCCUCACACAGCUGCUGGACAAAGCCAGUGACCCUCAUCUGGGGACUCCCUCCCCUGAGGACUGUGAGCUAGAGACCUACGACAUGUUUCCAGACACCAUUCACUCCCGGGGGCAGCACGGCCCAGCCGAGAGGACCCCCUCGGAGAUCCAGUUUCACCAGGUGAAAUUUGGCGCCCCACGCAGGAAGGAAACCGACCCACUGAAUGAGCCGUGGGAGGAAGAGUGGACACUAUUGGGAAAGGAAGAGCUGAGUGGGAGCCUGCUGCAGUCGGUCCAGGAAGCCCUGGAGGAAAGGAGCCUGACCAUCCGGUCAGCCUCAGAAUUCCAGGUGCCACAUGGAGAGAGGCUGGAGCUGGGAUCCAGGCCGUUGCAGAGGGUGAGAUUGGAGUGGGAUGCGGUCACAGGACAACCUGCUAACGGCCAGACCGGGUCCUGCCCCUCCUGCCAGGAGCUGGACUCCCCAGACGAUGCCAUGGGAACCAUCAAGCGGGCCCCGUUCCUGGGGUCACUGCCCCCUGAGCCUCCAGCUGAGGAGCCUCUGUCUAGUCCCCAAGGAACCUUGCCCCCACCUCCUCCAGGCCCCAGCAGCCCCCCACUGCUGCCCACGGCCUGGGCCACCAUGAAGCAGCGGGAGGAUCCUGAGAGGUCAUCCUGCCACGGGCUCCCCCCAACGCCCAAGGUGCACAUGGGUGCCUGCUUCUCCAAGGUCUUCAACGGCUGCCCCCUGCGGAUCCACGCUGCUGUCACCUGGAUUCACCCUGUGACUCGGGACCAGUUCCUGGUGGUGGGGGCUGAGGAAGGCAUCUACACUCUCAACCUGCAUGAACUGCAUGAGGAUACGCUGGAGAAGCUGAUUUCACACCGCUGCUCCUGGCUCUACUGCGUGAACAACGUGCUGCUGUCACUCUCAGGGAAGUCCACGCACAUCUGGGCCCAUGACCUCCCAGGCCUGUUUGAGCAGCGGAGACUACAGCAACAGGCUCCCCUUUCCAUCCCUACCAACCGCCUCACCCAGCGCAUCAUCCCCAGGCGCUUUGCCCUGUCCACCAAGAUUCCUGACACCAAAGGCUGCUUGCAGUGUCGUGUGGUGCGGAACCCCUACACGGGCGCCACCUUCCUGCUGGCCGCCCUGCCUGCCAGCCUGCUCCUGCUGCAGUGGUAUGAGCCGCUGCAGAAGUUCCUGCUGCUGAAGAACUUCUCCAGCCCCCUGCCCAGCCCGGCUGGGAUGCUGGAGCCACUGGUGCUGGAUGGGAAGGAGCUGCCGCAGGUGUGUGUGGGGGCUGAGGGGCCUGAGGGGCCCGGCUGCCGAGUCCUGUUCCAUGUCCUGCCCCUGGAGGCUGGGCUGACACCUGACAUCCUCGUCCCACCUGAGGGGAUCCCAGGCUCGGCCCAGCAGGUGAUCCAGGUGGACAGGGACACGGUCCUAGUCAGCUUUGAACGCUGCGUGAGGAUUGUCAACAUGCAGGGUGAGCCCACGGCCACACUGGCGCCUGAGCUGACCUUUGACUUCCCCAUCGAGACUGUGGUGUGCCUGCAGGACAGUGUGCUGGCCUUCUGGAGCCAUGGGAUGCAAGGCCGCAGCCUGGACACCAACGAGUGCCCCCCACCAUCUUCCCAGGUGACCCAGGAGAUCACAGAUGAAACGAGGAUCUUCCGAGUGCUUGGGGCCCACAGCAUUUCUAGAGGAUAAAUUCCUGGAAAGAGCAUUACUGAGUCAGUGGUGGCUGCGUCUGUCAUGCUGAUAGCUACUGUCCAGUUGCCCUCUAUGAGCAGAGACCUGUGAGAGGGUCAGACCAAGCAUCAUUCUUGAGGACAAAUAGAAGGGACAUGGUCCCCCCCCAGGAUGUUCAGGUAACUGGCCUGGACCCGGAGUCGUCCUGGUGGUAGAGUCAAGGGCAGCGCUGUGAUGUGUGCUUUGGGCGGCGGAGGAUCUGCUGUGUUCCCUGUGGCAUGUCCAGCACCUGCUCACUGCUGGUGCGCAGGAGACCCUCAUGAGUAAAGGAUGUGGUGAAGAGGAGUCCCUGCAGUCUGCCCUUGGACUGGGUGAGCCACCCCACCUCGCUGAGCCUUACUUUCCAUAGGUUUACCAUAUCCUAAGCCAACUGCAGGGCUGUUGGGAGAAUCAGAACUACUGUAAUAGACAUAAUGCAAUAACAGAUGAAUCUUAGAGGUAAACUAAAAUGGUACUUCUAUGGACAGAAUGAUAGCAUUUUGCAAUGCUCAAAAACGAGAUGAAACCAUCUAUUGUUUAGCAAUACACGCACAAGAUACAACUCUACUAAAAAUCAAAAGAAGGAAAAGCACAAAAUCCGAGAUGGGGAUCCCUGAGAGGAAUGUGGGGUGGGAUAAGGAGGGGGCCCAGGAGUUUGUGAAGGUGUUGGUAAUGUCAUAGCUCUCAGGUUCCGUGGUAGGUUCAUGGGUUUUUCAUUUAUAACUCUGUUCCUAACUCACACCAGGUGCCACACAUCCUUUUGUAUGUAUCAGAUAUUAUGCCAUAAAAUUUAGUUUGGGCAUGGUGGUUGACACCUGCAGUUCCAGCACUUUGGGAACCUGAGGCAGGCA